Molecule: messenger RNA, 1119 nt
Organism: Polistes dominula (European paper wasp)
Lineage: Eukaryota; Metazoa; Arthropoda; Insecta; Hymenoptera; Vespidae
Product: protein SLC31A2
Biological process (GO): copper ion transmembrane transport
Cellular component (GO): membrane
Molecular function (GO): copper ion transmembrane transporter activity
Source: RefSeq, a predicted model, not a curated record
GUAUGUAUGAAAGUAUGUGAUUUUAGAGGUUAGAUGUCUAACCUGAAAACUUUCGUUUUAAUGUUAAUUUAAACAUUUUUACUUGAAAAUAUUAUCAAUAUUAAAAUCUUAAGAUCUUUUACUUAUUCAUUUUAACUCGAAUUGAAUAAAGACAUUUUUUAUUUACUCUAUCGUUAAUUUUGAAACGUGAUCUUAGUGAUAAGUAUUAAAGAAUUUGUAAUUUGAUAAUGUUACAAUUACGUACGAGUAAUUAUAAACAUUGGUCUUAUGGGUAAAGCUAGGUAGAUAUUAGAAUGAGUGAUCAACUAGAUAUGUAUGUCUCUUAUCAUACCAGUGUAUUAAUAAGAACAUGUAUUUUUACUUUUAAAAGAUACUGCAAGCAAUUAUGAUGCAUAGAUGGUAUUGGUUUGGAGAAGACCUGGGUGCAUUCUUGUUUCCAGGGUACAAUAUUUCAACUGCUAGUAGUUUUAUCUCUACUUGUAUAGGUUUAAUUAGUCUUGCAAUAUUGUACGAGGCUAUGAAAAUAUCUCGGAUUAAAUUGGAACAAAUAGCGAUAUUCAAAUCAAAGUCCAUUUCUAAAUCUUCAGAGAAUUCUUCUUUAUUGUCUGAAAUUUCGCCAAGAUCAUUUACUUCUUUUUCUUCUAGGAAUUGUGCAAGCUGCGGUGAAUGGAUAUUACAAGUACUUCAUUGGUCUAUUCAUACUAUCCUUGGUUAUAUGCUUAUGAUGGCAGUUAUGACAUAUAAUGUAUAUAUUAGUAUUGUUCUUGUCAUUGGAAGUUGUUUAGGAUACUGGAUAUUUGGUCCAGUAUUGAUAGAAUCAAAUAUAAGACGAUUUCAAGAAAGACAAAAACUUAUUAAGUGUGACAAGAAUUGUACAGAUAAUACUCAUAAUCAAGAAAGACGUGAAUCUGCUGUUUCUGUCACCGCUGAACAAUUAGUAUUGGAAACAACAGUAGAGAUUCAUAUGCCGUGAGAUGCCUAAGAAAAUGGGUUUUGUCUAUACUUUUUAUAAUUCAAAUCAUAACAGAUAUUUGUGCCUACAAUCGAAUACAACGAAAAAUUACAAUAAAAUAAAUAAAUAAAUAAAAUUAUGGAAAGUAAUAAAAUGAUAAUUAAUUA